CAAUGAUGAAUUAGAAGAGUCCCGCCAGGCCAGCGAAGGGGAAUUUGACGCCAUGGAUCCCAAGAAAGAGCCUAGUUACCCGAAGCCCCCCAGCAGCAAACCUGGGCCAAUGAAGAAGGAGGUGCAGCUGCCUCAAUAUCGGCACCACCCUCUCCGUGCUCGCCGGCGCCCUCCAAAGGGCAUGUACCUGAGCCAAGAAGGUAUCACCGGGCUGUCGACCAGCCCCGACAUAGCCAUGCUCACCUUGCGCCAUCUGGACUCACAGCUGGUUUCACUCAAACGUCAGGUGCAGAGCAUCAAACAGAUCAACAGCAGCUUGAAGCAGGCGCUAGGCGAAGGGAUACACAAACUGCGUCCAACUGAGACUAACAUCAAGUUCAACUCCCGCUGGACGACCGAUGAGCAGCUGCUGGCAGUGCAGGCCAUCCGGAAAUACGGCAAAGACUUCCAAGCCAUUGCCGAGGUGAUCAGCAAUAAGACGGUGGCGCAGGUGAAAACCUUCUUUGUCAGCUACCGCCGGCGGUUCAACCUGGAGGAGGUGCUGCAGGAGUGGGAGGCCGAACAGGAGGGGCUGAGACCGGCCCCCGCCCAAAGUGGCUCGCCCCCCCAGGAGCAGAAGAGCAGCAGUGAGGAAGAGGACGAGGUCCAGAUCACUGCUGUAUCGCGAUCUGUGCAGCUGCCUCCAAGCCAGCCUCCCCAGCCUCCCCCCGCGCUUCCCCCGCUCCCCGCCUCCCCUCGACCUCCCCCCGUGGCGCUCUCCCAGCCUCCCCCCUUGCUGAGGCCCACCUUGCCCACCGCACCCAUGCUGCACCGCCAGCCGCCACCCCUACAGCAAGGGCGUUUCCUCCAGCCCAGACUUUCGGUCAACCAGCUGCCACCUCCGCUUAUCCGGCCCGCGGGGUCCCGCCAGGCCCCGUCACGGGGAGCCCAGCACCCCCCGUCGCUGCUCAGCGGGACAGGAGAACCGCACCCUCUGCCCUCCUUGGGGUCCCUCUGA
Molecule: messenger RNA, 997 nt
Organism: Thamnophis sirtalis
Lineage: Eukaryota; Metazoa; Chordata; Lepidosauria; Squamata; Natricidae
Source: RefSeq, a predicted model, not a curated record